UUCGAUUUGAUCUCGGAGCUUCAUUGUUUCUGUUCACUACUUCGUCUCAGACAUUCAGCUUGCACUUCCUGGAAAUUUAACUUCCCCGCCUAAUUUCCUGCGGGUAUCUUUGAUUUAAUCACUUCUUUCUUCUUCUUAUCAACCUUGCGGUAUCUCGUUCUCGCAGGCGACUGUUUCGCAAACGGUGCUUGUAAUUUGCAGUCUUGAAGGCCAACAUGGCGGAUUACAACUUUGGAGGCUCCGAAGAGGAGAAUGCGGAACUUAGGAAGCUAGAGGCUGAGCUGCUCGAUGAUCCGGAUAAUUUCGAGAGCUGGGAACGACUCGUUCGGGCUGCAGAGGCUCUGGAGGGAGGUGUCAACCGAAACUCCAACCCGCAAGCGAUUACUACGACGCGCAACGCCUACGACCGAUUCCUCGCCAAAUUUCCGCUAUUGUUUGGAUACUGGAAGAAAUAUGCCGACCUUGAAUUCUCUAUCACUGGAACUGAGGCGGCGGAUAUGGUGUACGAGCGAGGCAUUGCCAGCAUUUCUUCAUCCGUUGAUCUAUGGACCAACUACUGCACCUUCAAAGCGGAGACAUCCCACGACACAGACAUCAUCAGAGACACCGACGUUAUCAUGACGGGGCAAAAUGCGCAUGACGCAAAGCCCGUUGACAGCAGCUCCCUCAAAAUGGUUAUGCGUUACAGGCUCUUUGAGCGAGGAGCGAACUGUGUUGGAUUAGAUUUCCUGUCGCACCCGUUCUGGGACAAAUACAUCGAGUACGAGGAACGAGUCGAGGGCUUUGACAAGAUUUUUGGGAUCCUAAGCCGCGUCAUUGAGAUCCCGAUGCACCAGUAUGCUCGCUACUUUGAGCGCUACAGACAGCUUGCGCAAACGCGUCCUCUAGCGGAGCUGGCGCCCCAUGAUCUCUUGUCACAGUUCCGAGCCGAACUGGACGCCGCCGCAGGACAGGUUCCUCCUGGUGCAAAGGCCGAUGCCGAAGUCGAGCGCGACUUGCGUCUUCGUGUCGACAGCCACCAUCUCGAAAUUUUCUCAAAGACGCAGACCGAGACUACGAAGCGCUGGACGUACGAAUCGGAAAUCAAGCGCCCAUACUUCCAUGUCACUGAACUUGAUGAAGGCCAACUGGCCAACUGGAGAAAAUACCUCGACUUUGAAGAGGCUGAAGGUUCCUACUCGCGAACACAGUUCUUGUAUGAACGAUGCCUCGUGACAUGCGCUCAUUACGAUGAAUUCUGGCAGCGUUAUGCCAGAUGGAUGUCCGCCCAGCCUGGGAAAGAAGAGGAAGUACGCAACAUCUACCAGCGUGCAAGCUAUCUAUAUGUUCCAAUCGCCAACCCAGCAACCCGCCUACAGUAUGCCUACUUUGAAGAGAUGUCCGGGCGAGUGAGUGUGGCCAAGGAAAUACAUGAGGCUAUUCUCAUCAACAUCCCCAACCACGUCGAAACAAUUGUCUCGCUGGCUAAUGUAUGCCGUCGUCAUGGCGGGCUUGAUUCUGCCAUCGAAGUGUACAAGACCCAGUUGGAGUCUCCAGAAACCGAGAUAAGCACCAAGGCCGGUCUUGUGGCCGAAUGGGCUCGGUUAUUGUGGAAGAUCAAGGGCUCGGCCGAGGAGGCUCGCCAAGUUUUCCAGUCAAACCAGCAAUUCUACUGGGGUAGCCAACCGUUCUGGAGGAGCUACCUCACAUUUGAGCUGGACCAACCUACAAGCGCCGCAACAGAGGAAGCUCAAUAUGGGCGGAUAAAGCAAGUGGUUGAGGAUAUCCGAUCGAAGAGCGCACUCUCAACAGACGUUGCCAAGGAGCUCGUCCAGAUCUAUAUGGCGUACCUACUUGAACGCGGCACCCAGGAUGCCGCAAAGGAAUACAUGACACUUGACAGGGAAGUUCAUGGUCCUGCAUCUGUCUGUAAGGCGAAAACUGGAGGCACAGAGCCAACUCCUCAGGCCCUACCCCAGGACGCUACUCCCAUGACGCCUGCCGCUCCCGUCGUCCCCGUCGCCCCCGUUGCACCGGUCGCCGCUGUACCCCAAACCAACCCGUACAACUACUACCAGCAACAGAGUCCGGUCAACGGCGGGUUCCCGAACGCCCAGGCUUGA
Molecule: messenger RNA, 2102 nt
Organism: Aspergillus versicolor CBS 583.65
Lineage: Eukaryota; Fungi; Ascomycota; Eurotiomycetes; Eurotiales; Aspergillaceae
Product: putative mRNA splicing protein (Prp39)
Exons: 5
Coding region: 216-2102 (628 amino acids)
Biological process (GO): mRNA 5'-splice site recognition; RNA processing
Cellular component (GO): U1 snRNP; U2-type prespliceosome; commitment complex
Molecular function (GO): protein binding
Source: RefSeq, a predicted model, not a curated record